AAAUUUGAGUUUCACUAGCUAAGUCUACUUUGUCCAAAAAAGUGAACUAAAAAUCAUCUUUUAAGACUGCAUAUUCUGCUAUCUCCUGUUGUUCUGUCCUCUUUAAUAUGAAUUUUGUCAUACAUACAUAAAGCUUAUACUUCUGUUCCUUCGCAUGUUUUAAACUCUUCCAGCCAAGGACCUAUUUAAAAAUGAGAAAUUUGGGGUUGUUCUUUACACUUCUACUCCUCACGAUUUUCUUGCUGAAUAGUGAAUUCAAAAGCUCUAAUUAGAUGAUUCAUGCUAUGUUACUUACCUAGUACUGAUUGGAUAUCUUUUUUAUAGUUUGAAGGUUGAUCCACGCUGAUCUUACUUGCGACUUGUACCAUUUCCAUGGAUCAGAUGAAUUGAUUGAAAAAAAUAUAAUGAAAUAUGACUUGACAAGUGUAGCAUGUGCUAAUGAGAUAAUCAUCUCAUUUUGGUAUAUUGAGUAUCAUCAGCAUUGAAAAACAUUUGUGGAGGUUUAAAGGUUUGAUUUGACAUAGUGAACGCCUCAUGACUAGGUAAGAAAUUUUUAUCAUCUGAUAACACAUGAUUCUGAUAGAUUACUCGUGACUUUUAAAACUUAUUUGUUAACUGGUUCAUGAUUAUUGCUGAAAGACUAAAUAUUGAUAUAUUCUUCUAGGAGUUCACAUAUCCCAUCCAAGGAUUGGAUGAAUUUAGCAAGGUAUAGCAAAGAGUAUAUUGAUGGCAUUGAAUCAUUUCUAGAUUUUGCUUACUCUUAUGGAGAUCCUCAUAGAGAGAAAAUUCAGUGUCCAUGUGCGAAAUGUUGUAAUAUUCUUUGGAACCGAAGGAAUGUAGUGUAUGAUCAUCUAAUAUGCCAUGGAUUCAUUAAAGGCUAUACUAGAUGGAUCAAUCACGGGGAAUGGGAUAUCAAGUUGAAUGUUGAUGAUGAUAUGGAUUACUCGUGUGAUGAUAUUGAUGGGUUGUUGAAUGAUCAAUUUAGAGAUGUUGCACAGGCUGGAGGAGUUUAUGAUGGUCCAAAUGAAGAUGCCAAGAAAUUCUAUAGCUUACUUGAAGAGGCAAACCAAGAAUUAUAUUCUGGUUGUAUAGGUUUCUCUAAAUUAUCAUUCACACUUCGCUUAUAUUUGUUGAAGUGUUUACAUGGAUGGAGCAAUGAAUCAUUCACUUCUCUUCUAGAGUUAUUAAAAGAGGCGAUUCCCGAGUUGAACAUUCCUCAGUCUUACAAUAAAACCAAGUCUAUGGUUAAGAAUCUUGGUCUGGAUUAUGAUAAAAUUGAUGCAUGUCCAAAUGAUUGCAUGUUGUUCAGGAAUGAUCAUAAGGAAGACGAAUUUUGUCACACUUGUGGAGCUUCACGGUAUAUUCAAGCUCCUAAAGUUGAUAAUGAGCUUGAGUCUUCAAAAAAGCAACAUCGAGUUUCUGCAAAGACUUUGAGACACUUUCCAUUAAUUCCUAGACUCAAAAGGCUAUUUAUGUGCUCAAAGAUGGCAGAUUCGUUGAGGUGGCAUGAAGAGAAACGUUCUAAAGAUGGAAAGUUAAGGCAUCCCGCUGAUGGUCUAGCAUGGAAAGACUUUGAUAGGGUGCAUCCAGAUUUCACACUAGAUUGUCGCAAUGUGAGACUUGGCUUGUCAAGUGAUGGAUUCAAUCCAUUUCGAACCAUGAGUAUAUCACAUAGCACAUGGCCAGUUAUGUUGAUGAUUUAUAAUCUGCCGCCUUGGAUGUGCAUGAAAUCUGAAUAUUCCAUACUUUCUUUACUUAUACCUGGACCACGAUCACCUGGAAAUGACAUUGAUAUUUACUUACAACCAUUGAUAGACGAGUUAAAAUUAUUAUGGGAUUCUGGGGUUGAAACAUAUGAUGCUUCCAGAAAUGAAACUUUUCAAAUGCGGGCAGCUCUUAUGUGGACAAUCAGUGAUUUUCCUGCAUAUGCUAUGUUAUCUGGUUGGAGUACAAAAGGCAAGUUUGCUUGCCCUUGCUGUAACUAUGGCACUAAUUCUCGCUAUCUUAAACAUAGUCGAAAAAUGUGCUAUAUGGAUCAUCGUGUUUUUCUACCGAUGGAUCAUCCAUGGAGAUCAAACAAAAGAUCAUUCAAUGGAAAAACUGAAUUUAGGCCUCCUCCAGCUCCUUUAAAGGGAAUUGAUGUUCUUAAUAGCUUACGUGAUUUUGAAAAUGUGUUUGGGAAAAAGAAAAAGAGAUCAAAUGAUGGCCCAUGGAAAAAAAGGUCAAUUUUAUUUGAAUUACCUUACUGGCAGCAUAACUUGUUACGUCACAACCUUGAUGUAAUGCACAUAGAGAAGAACAUAGUUGAUAGCAUACUUGGAACUCUUUUGGAUAUUUCAGGAAAAACAAAGGAUCAUGCAAAAGCACGGUAUGAUUUGAAAGAUAUGGGAAUCAGGAAGAACCUUCAUCCACAAGAUACAGAAGAUAGUAAGAGAACAAAGCUUACAAAGGCAUGCUUCUCAAUGACAAAUGGAGAGAAAUCCAUCUUUUGUGGAGUUUUAAAGACAGCCAAGCUACCUGAUGGUAGUGCCUCAAAUAUAUCUAGGUGUGUGCACUUGGAUGAAAGAAAGGUGUCUAAUUAUAAAACCCAUGAUGCUCAUUUCAUGUUACAUUACUUGCUUCCAAUACCAAUUAAAAGCAUUCUUCCUGAUCAUGUGGCUAUUCCUUUGAUUCGUCUAAGUUCCUUCUUCCAUCGUUUGUGCCAAAAAGUAAUCACAUUGGAGGAACUAGAUUGCUUAGAAGUAGAGAUCAUAGAAACAGUAAAUCAGUUGGAGCGAAUUUUUCCUCCUUCAUUUUUUGAUAUCAUGAUUCAUUUGCCUAUUCAUUUGGUGAAUGAAGUGAGAUUAGGCGGCCCUGUGCAAAAUCGAUGGAUGUAUUCCACUGAAAGAGAAAUGGGUACAUUCAAAUCAUACAUUCGCAAUAGGCGUUUUCCAGAAGGUUGCAUAGCAGAGACACGAGUGGAAAUAGAUUGCAUGAAUUUAUUCUCAAAAUAUCUGCAUCGGGGUGUGCAUACCAGAUUUAAUAGGAGAGCGCGAAAUAAUGAUGAAUGUGACCCAAGUGACGCAGAACCUGUGAGUUUGUUUUCUAACAAAGGAGUUCCUUUAGGAGCAAAGAAAACUGAUCCAAUCAUUUUAGAUGAUAAGUCACUAAGUCAGGCACAUGCAUACUUAUUGGGAAAUUGUGACGAUGUUCAAGAAUAUAUUAGGUACCUUAAUUUGAAUAUAGUAUUCUUUUUGUAUAAUUAAUUUUUAUCUUAUUUAAUUUAUUAUUUUAACAAAUAAAAUAAAUGUUUUGUAGAGAGCAUGAGCAAGA
Molecule: messenger RNA, 3312 nt
Organism: Solanum lycopersicum (tomato)
Lineage: Eukaryota; Viridiplantae; Streptophyta; Magnoliopsida; Solanales; Solanaceae
Source: RefSeq, a predicted model, not a curated record